GGAGCGAGAGUAAAGGAGUCAACUUCUGCGACGGGAGGAAGCAAACAGAUAUUUUGCUGGAGCGACAAAUCCGUCAACUGUGAUAGGCAGUGAGCAAAAUGUACCCUCACAAGGCAGAAGUCGGCAAACUAGGGUAACCUUGAAGAACAGCACGGCGAAUAUGCAAACGGCUUUCAUCUACAUGAGCGUAUCAAGAUCAAUCAGAAGACUCACAAAAGAACAAAUGCUGGAUUGACUGCAUCGGAAUGGCAUCGGCGAUUUUCGAGGGGACAUCUCUGGUCAACAUGUUUGUCAAGGAUUGCUGGGUGAACGGGAUCCGGAGAUUGAUCAUAAGUCAAAGAGGAGAGGAAGAAGAAUUCUACGAAAUCAGAACCGAGUGGUCGGAUAGAAACGUUUUGUACUUGCACAGGAGUUAUUCAGAUUUGGGGAGACUAUUCAAAAGACUGGUUGAAUCUUUUCCCGAGGACAGAAGAGAGCUAUCCAAGUCCCAGCUUAUACAAGGUCUUGUUAAGAUAAAAGAGGCUCGUGACGUUGAAGUGAAACUAAAUGAGGUGGAGAGGCUACUGAAGAAUGCCAUCACCAUGCCAUGGAAGUAUUCUAGAUCAGAGGUAGUGUUGACAUUCUUUGAGCGAUCGCCUCUGGACCAAGUGCUAAAGAAUGACAAUGUCCAUAAGAUCCAGCCAUGCUUCCAGAGUCCAUACAAGAUAUCAGAAAUCAUGCGUUCCAACGGCUUCUGUUUGGCCAAUACUGAGACCAUCGUGUUUGAUGCAAGUCUGCCACAGGACAAAGAAAGACCAUCUUCCACAGACUCUGCUGCUAACUCUGCAGAACUCCUGUACGAUGAUGGCAGGGAAUUCCUGGCGGUGGAACCAGACAUCAGUGACGACGACUCGGAUGCCUACGUCACAAACCUGUCAUACUACCACUUGGUCCCCUUUGAGACGGACAUCCUGGAAUGAGAAGCCAAAACGUCUGACGGGUAGCACCACUCAGAAAGGAACCCAUGUCAUGUGACCUAGCUGUGGAAAUCUUUGUCCAGCAGGUUGACAUAACUGCUUCAGUAGCUGCGCAACUGCACUGACUAACAUUGGGGCUGAGGCUUCUCCAUCGCAGCUUUGUCUCUGUCAAAGGAAAGAGCAGGUCCUGGGGUUUUGCAGCCAUAUGGAUGGAAAGACAGAAUGUAUCUUUUUUUCUGGCUUGCAGUGUCUGAAAUGACCAGUGUGCCUCAUCUGCUAUAAAUGAAGCAGUUGCCUCAAGAUGGAGUUGUAAGAAAAGAAGAUUGCCUGCUCCUUAAACUGCUUCCUAUAUCCCUCGCUCCAGUGAUGUAUCAAGGUCUUCUCUGGGAUUCUUCUCAAUGGACCUUGGUGUGCAAGGGGUAACUGCCUUAAAUGCAGUUUUAUCAUUAGAACCAGUAUUACCAGAGAUUGGGUUUUUUCUGUGGCGCUUGAUUGGAUUAAAUAGGAAAAGUUUUUUUCUUUCUGUGCAACUUUUCCAUACCAGGGGCCUCAUUUAUCAAAAUUGCCUGGAAACUAUUCAUAAACACUAGUUACAAAAAUAAUUUAGAAUGUUUAUACACAUAAAAAAGUGUGAUUUAAGAUCUCCAUUUGAAAACCGUUAGAUGGUCACCAUUGAUCAAUACAUAAUCUCAGCAAUUGUUCUUGUGUACAACCUUGACAAUCUGCGUUAUGAGACACCCCUAAUUAACCAUAUGUGGUCCAAAUCGUCCCUUUAAAGCUUGUGGGAAAAUACAACACAUUACGUACAACACUGUGAAAACAUAAAUCUGAGAUUGAAAUCUUUUGUGGCUCCUUUCACCAGUAAAAAAUUUAAAAAAACUUUGCUACCAAGAGAGGACAAUUAAGACAAUUAAAUCAUGUAGGCUAGGUGUAUAUGCCAUAAAUGUUGUUCUGCAGGAUGUAUGAGUUGAGCAUUCUGCCGGGUACCAUAUUCAGCAGGGUCUUUUAGGCAUCACAUAUCUCCUACAAAAAAGGCGAUGGAAUGCUGUUCUGUUCACAUAGUUUAACUCAUUUUGGGAUGUUGCUUUGAUGGCGAUCUAGGAGCUGUCUAUUCGUUUGAACCCACUGAUAACAAAUAAACCUCCCUUGACUUGUUAUGCGAUGAUGUAUGGAAAGGGGAUGUAACUGUGCGUGUUCUGACAAUUACACCAAAGAAAGAGUGUUUAUUGGCUAGCUCCUGGGUGAGAAACCUGGGUGAUAAUAUCCUAUUAAAUAGAGCUUAUUGCCAAAAACCCAAGGUUUGAUAACAAAAAUUAUCUCAGUCUGUUAUAAUACUUCAACUAUAGUUUUACAUGUGCCUUUAUGUGGAUUAUUAUAAUAACAGAUCCACCUGUUGACUUCUAAUUGUAUGAUAUUACAAUGUACAGUGGAAGCACAAUUCAAUCAAAAUAUUGUUGAAUAUCCUCAAAAUUACAUCCAUGGAAAGAUCUGUCAUGACCACUCCCCCCUAACAAUGUAAUUCACACAUUUGUAUAUAUAUUUCUAACCAAUUUGUAUAUGUUUGACCAUUUCCCUUAAACCACCACUUGUCACAGUGUACAUCUAUGAACACUCACAAACUUUUAUAAUGAUAAAACUUACACUGGAAAUUAUCCUGCACAUUGUUUAGGUGAAGAUUUGGGCAUACGCUUGAUUGAUAAAUGAGGCCCAAGAAAUGUAAUUGGGAUAUACUGUAGGUUGGAAGUGUUUUUUUCAUUCAAAACAUGUAAUGUAAUAAAUCAGAACACUACAUAUCUAUAACAAUUGGUUUGAGUAGCUAAGAUUAACAGCUAUUGUAAAUCUGGGGAUUGUUAUAUGCGUAGUGCAUGCCACUAGUGUUUCGCCAUUUCAAGCAAGUCCAUGUCAGACCCUCCAUUAUGUUUUGCAGGCUACUGUAAUUGUACAUGUGAGCUCAGUACAGCUCUGUCCAACAGCUGACCACAAUCUUAGUGUGGGAAUGUCUGUAGCCAAACCCACCAUUGGAGAAAAAAAAGAUGUAUCUAAUGAAAAGAAAACCACAGUAGGUUCAGUUUAGCCAAACAUCUAAUUUUCCCUCUCUCUGUUCCCUCUCUCUGUUGCCAAUUAAUCAUCUGUUAAACAUAGGCCACUACAUGAUUCCCCAAUAUCACUAAAUAAGCUGUUAGGGAAUUCAAGGCACCAGCAACCCUGUGCUGAAAAGGGACUCUACCGUUAUACCUGAGGAUUUUACAGGAAGACAAUUUACAAUGGAUAAAGCUGUUUCUUGGAUGUCUUGUCAUUUUUUAUUCAGAAUCAGUCUGAUAAGUAGCCAAUGACUCGUGAUAGAUCCUGUGCAUGUAUUCGGUCACCAGUCAUGGCUUAAUGCUACUCAACCAUUAUGGGCCUCAGGAGUUUCUAAACAAAUAUCAAUAAUUUGGUCUCUCUGACACACAAUUGCACAACAUGGCAAUAUGCAAAUUUCAACAAUAUAAAUCAGACUGUUGAAGUAAUCAUAUGGAAGAGGAUUAUUUUUUAAACAGUGACAUUCAAAGUUGAUAAUGUUAUUUAUUUUUUUAGUCCAAAUAUUUGGCAAACUGUCUCUCAUAUUGCUAAUCUAUGCUAACCAUGCUCUUCAACCAUGUAGCCCCAUGUUGAUAUGCUCACAGACAAUGAGAGCUCUAUGCGGGAAUGUAACUGUGGUUACCAAGGGCAGAACAUAUUUCUGCAUAUGAUGCAAUGAAACUUUAUUAUAUCCAACAUAGUAUUCUUUUGUGGAACAUUUAUGCUCAAUAAUUAUUUGAUAUUAAUACUUAUAUUGAAUUUCUAAUUUACAGGCUGUGUAAUAAUUCUAUUAAAUGUGUUUUUUAAU
This is a messenger RNA of Esox lucius (northern pike), 3822 nucleotides long. RefSeq names its product PX domain containing 1b (gene pxdc1b). NCBI's taxonomy places the organism in Eukaryota, Metazoa, Chordata, Actinopteri, Esociformes, Esocidae. Gene Ontology annotation, molecular function: phosphatidylinositol binding. The record is from RefSeq and is a predicted model, not a curated record. The coding region runs from base 246 to 959 and encodes 237 amino acids. The transcript is spliced from 6 exons.